CGCAGGCGCGAACCGAACCCGCUUUUGCUCCGCUCCCGCUCCUGUCCGCUCGCUGGCUCGGCGGAUACAGCAGGCAGAGAGCUGUACCUCGCCAGCCCCCUGGGGAUCCAUGAUGCUGAGCUGUGAUCGUUCUUGUGGCUGCAGCCGUGGCCCCAACGUGGAGGAUGGCAAGUGGUAUGGAGUCCGCUCUUACCUGCACCUCUUCUAUGAGGACUGUGCAGGUACCACCAGCGAUGACCCCGAGGGACCCCCGGUCCUGUGCCCCCACCGACCCUGUCCCUCACUGUGCUGGAAGAUCAGCCUGUCCUCGGGGACCCUGCUUCUGCUGCUGGGCGUGGCAGCCCUGACCACUGGCUAUGCGGUGCCCCCCAAGCUGGAAGGCAUUGGCGAGGGUGAGUUCCUGGUGCUGGAUCAGCGGGCGGCCGACUACAACCAAGCCCUGGGCACCUGCCGCCUGGCAGGCACUGCGCUCUGUGCGGCGGCUGGGGUUCUGCUGGCCAUCUGCCUAUUCUGGGCCAUGACGGGCUGGGCAAGCCAGGACAUCAAGGCAGAGCCCUUGGCCACUGAAGCUGAUGACCACAUGGAGGUCUUUGGGGAUGAGCCAGAACAGCAGCUGUCCCCCAUCUUCUGUGAUGCCAGUGGCCAGUCAUGGUUCUCGCCACCUGCCAGCCCCUUUGGGCAAUCCUUUGUGCAGACCAUCCAGCCCCAGCGGGACUCUUGAGCUACCCACAUGGCCAGAGAAGGAGCCAGACCUGGGGUCUGGACCCUUUCUCUUCCCCACCACACCCCCCCAUUGUCACACCAAUGUCUCCCUUUCAGCAGGGCCCCUUCCAU
This is a messenger RNA of Galeopterus variegatus (Sunda flying lemur), 834 nucleotides long. It is a transcript of the gene NRSN2, whose product is annotated as neurensin 2. NCBI's taxonomy places the organism in Eukaryota, Metazoa, Chordata, Mammalia, Dermoptera, Cynocephalidae. The coding region runs from base 110 to 721 and encodes 203 amino acids. The record is from RefSeq and is a predicted model, not a curated record. Gene Ontology annotation, cellular component: neuronal cell body; neuron projection; transport vesicle. Gene Ontology annotation, biological process: nervous system development. The transcript has 3 exons.